Messenger RNA from Leptinotarsa decemlineata (Colorado potato beetle), 1789 nucleotides. Its product is annotated as synaptic vesicle glycoprotein 2B. Gene Ontology annotation, molecular function: transmembrane transporter activity. Gene Ontology annotation, cellular component: membrane. The record is from RefSeq and is a predicted model, not a curated record. Gene Ontology annotation, biological process: transmembrane transport. Lineage: Eukaryota; Metazoa; Arthropoda; Insecta; Coleoptera; Chrysomelidae.
AUCAUUGUAUAUUCUUUUAAAAUAUCAGUUGAUGAUUCUGACUAGACGAUGCAUCAAUUCAAAACACUAAAGAAAUGAAAAAAUCCAGUGUAGCAACAACUAGUCUUGAUGAAAAAAGGGUGGAAGAUUUGAGAAAAUCGCAAGAUGCUUCAAAAAUGAAUGAAUUGGCCGACUUCGAAACUGCCGUCGAAGCAACAGGAUUUGGAAAGUUCAACUUGAUAUUGCUGUUGAUCAGCGUCCCAACUUCGUUAUCACAGGCUUUCGAGCAAAUGACGUUAUCCUUUGUGAUUCCAAUAGCUCAGUGUGAUCUGCAUUUAACACUGGAAGAUAAAGGAAUGCUCAACGCUAUUGCUUUCGCAGGAAUGAUAUCAAGUGGUUUUGUCUCUGGAUACCUAUGCGAUUUUUUUGGAAGAAGAAAAAUGAUAAUUAUUGGACAUACUCUACAAGCUUUCUUCACCAUUCUGGCGUCUUUAUCUCAGACUUUUCCAAUGUUGAUGGCAGCAAAAUUCUUCAGCGGAUUUUGUUUUAAUGGGGGUUUCUCUGCAUUCACUUCGUACCUCACCGAAUGGCAUUCUUCCAAAUACAGGGGCGUGGUGCAACUUGUACGAGGUACUGCUAUAGCAUUUGGGAAUGUAGUUGUACCCCUAUUAGCCUGGGGCAUUCUUCCCCAAGGCAUAUAUUUUCGACUGUUUGGUGUCUCAGACAUCCACUCCUGGAAUGUAUUUAUUCUCGCCACGAUAUUGGCUCCGUUAAUUUGUGCUUCGACGUCUUAUUUUGCCCCGGAGAGUCCCAAAUUUCUGAUGACCAGUGGAAGGAAUGAAGAAGCUCUGAGGGUUUUUAGAAUGGCUUACAGCAUGAAUACCGGAAAAUCUGUAGAAUCAUAUCCAAUCAAACAGCUUGUGGAUGAAAGAAGUCAUAUGACAAGGAGAAAGUCUGUCGAGAAGAUCAAGAAUAGUUUUCAGGCUUUGAAGCCUCUGAUCACACCACCAUAUCUCUACAAACUGAUACUUGUGUGUAUUACUGCAUGCUUUAUAUUGAUGGGAAACCAUUCCUUGAAGCUAUGGUUUCCUCAACUUCUUCAGAGCAUCAACGAUUAUCAGCAGUACAAUAAUGGUUCCAGUUCAGGAAUGUGCGAGAUCAUCGACUUUUUGAAUGAAAAAACCACAACAACGUCAGAAGCUUGCGAUGUGAAUCUGGAUAAUUCGUCAGUCUACAUCAAUGCCAUAAUUAUCGGAUGUGUACAAAUAGCACAGUUCACUAUUGCAGGAUUUUUCUUGAGGUUAUUGGGACACAGAGUAUUAGCAGGAAUAACAACGAGCAUAUCAGGAGCUUGUGCCAUAGGAAUAUAUUUUGCGAAAAACUCCACAACUAUCACUGCGUUAUUCUCGAUAUUCAUUGGAUUCUUUGAACUGGCUGGAAAUACAGUGCUGACAAUGACCCUAGAAAUAUUUCCCACGACUUGCAGGACAACGGCUCUUUCUUUUCAUCUCACUAUGGCCCGUAUAGGAUCCAUAACAGGAAAUAUGAUAUUCUCCAAGUUGAUAUCAUCAGGAUGUCUUUACCCUUUUAUCUUCUGCAGCGGAUUGGCUUUCACGAUUCCCAUCUUGAUGUGUUUUUAUCCAAACUUGACGAAUAAGGCUCUUGUUUAGAAACGUUCGAUAGUAGCAGCAUUAUUGAAAGAUCACCAGGAACUUCCAAAAUAGGAAAAAAAAGAUCGACAUCAGUAGAACCUUACCUUGAUGAUAUGAAUGUUAUAAAGUCGAUUGAACCAUUACAAACUUUCAUUUUA